Molecule: messenger RNA, 4206 nt
Organism: Aspergillus steynii IBT 23096
Lineage: Eukaryota; Fungi; Ascomycota; Eurotiomycetes; Eurotiales; Aspergillaceae
Exons: 1
Coding region: 1-4206 (1401 amino acids)
Biological process (GO): transmembrane transport
Cellular component (GO): membrane
Molecular function (GO): ATP hydrolysis activity; ABC-type transporter activity; ATP binding
Source: RefSeq, a predicted model, not a curated record
AUGGAAGAUAAUACAUCCACCCCCACACUCGCAGAGCCUCGUGGCGACACAAACACGCCCCAAGAAUCCCCGUGGCAUUUGAAGUACAAAGUGCAAGAGUUCCAUGAAAGAGACGUUGCUUCUGGAUUCAGGCCUCGGGAGCUCGGUGUCACUUGGCACGAUCUCACUGUCAAGGCCACGAGCGCAAGUACCGCGGUGAACGAGAAUUUUAUUUCCCAGCUCAAUCCUGCGCAUCACCUCUCACGACUUAGAAGAAAGCCCAUGCUACAAACGAUCAUCGAAGAAACUCAUGGGUGCGUGAAGCCAGGGGAAAUGCUACUUGUUCUCGGUAGGCCCGGCUCGGGCUGUACAACGCUGCUCAACUUACUCGCCAACAAGCGGGCGGGCUACCAAGAGAUUGAAGGAUCUGUUUUUCAUGGGGACAUGGCAUCGCACGAAGCUGGGAAGUAUCGCGGACAGAUUGUUAUGAAUACCGAGGACGAGAUCUUUUUCCCGACUCUGACUGUAGGGCAGACCAUGGACUUUGCGACCCGAGGCAAGGUCCCAUCCCAUUUACCGAACGGCAUUUCCUCAAAGGAGGAGUAUCAAACCGAAUUGAAAGACUUCCUUCUCCACUCGCUCGGUAUUUCUCACACGUCAAACACCAAGGUGGGGAACGAAUACGUCCGUGGUGUUUCUGGAGGCGAGAGAAAACGUGUGUCAAUCCUUGAAUGUCUCGCGUCUAAGGGGUCGGUAUACUGCUGGGAUAACAGUACCAGAGGUCUUGAUGCAAGCAGUGCAUUGGAUUGGGCGCGUGCGAUCCGGGCGAUGACUGAUAUCGCUGGGUUAUCUACAAUCGUGACCCUUUAUCAGGCUGGAAAUCAUAUAUAUGACCUUUUCGACAAGGUUCUAGUAUUGGACGAAGGGAAACAAAUCUACUACGGCCCACGGCAACACGCCCGUGGCUUCAUGGAAAGUUUAGGAUUCGUAUGCGAAGAUGGAGCUAAUAUAGCCGAUUUCUUAACGGGAGUAACUGUGCCGACCGAACGACGAAUUCGACCUGGAUUCGAGGCAACAUUCCCACGAGAUGCAGUGUCUAUCCGGUCUCAUUACCACAAAUCCCACACCUACCGAGCAAUGAGUGCCGAAUACUCAUACCCGUCGACAGAGAUUGCCCGUUGUCGCACCGAAGACUUCCGGAAGAGUAUCGCUUUUGAGAGGAACUCGACCCGCAGUCAGUAUACUGUCAGCUUCGCUUCACAGGUGUGGGACUGCAUUAUCCGGCAAUACCAGAUCAUUGGAGGUGACAUGAUUACGUUCGCGAUGAAACAGGGAUCAAACUUGGUUCAAGCAUUGGUCGCUGGCUCGCUCUACUACCAAGCGUCCGAUGACUCCUCCGGCCUAUUUAUUAAAGGCGGCAUUCUAUUUUGGUCCGUUUUAUAUAACAGUAUGACGGCGAUGUCAGAGGUUAUCGACUCAUUCACAGGCCGACCUGUUAUCCUGAAGCACAAGUCGCUCGCCUACAUCCACCCGGCAGCAAUCUCCAUUGCCCAGAUCACGGCAGACAUUCCUAUCACUCUUCUUCAGGUCUCAGUUUGGUCUUUGAUCGCUUACUUUAUGGCUGGUCUUACCACUUCUGCCGCAUCCUUUUUCACAUUUUGGAUCGUGCUGUUCAUUACCAAUAUGUGUGCCUGUGCACUAUUCCGAGCCAUAGGCGCUGUGUUUGGGUCUUUUGAUACCGCCGCCCAGCUUUCUGGCUAUGCUAUUGCCAUUAUGGCUAUGUAUGCUGGCUACCAGAUCCCCGCAACAGAAAUGCACCCUUGGUUCGGCUGGCUCUAUUGGCUCAACCCGCUGUCCUACGGGUUUGAGGCCUUGAUGGGAAACGAGCUUCACUCCAAGACGAUCAGAUGUGUUGGUAAUAACCUAAUUCCUAAUGGUGAAGGUUAUAGCGAAAGCAGCCAACAUGCAUCGUGCGCUGGCGUCGGAGGAGCCGAGCAAGGUGCGACCUCUCUGUCUGGGGAUGACUAUCUUGCUUCCCUGUCAUAUAGCCACUCUCAUGUGUGGCGGAACUUUGGCAUUCUCUGCGCCUGGUGGAUCGCCUUUGUUGCAAUCACGGUUGUUGGCGUUAUCCGCUGGCGAGACGGCUCUGAAUCUGGGGCUUCGCUACUUAUUCCGCGUGAAAGGUUGCUUUCUCAUCAGAGUGCAUUGCCAUCUGACGAAGAGUCUCAAGUAUCAGAGACACUCAAGGCGAAGGAGGAAAAACCUUCCAACUCGUCAGGAGCUUCCCCAGUCAACAACACAGCGCUGGAAAAACAAUUGAUACGAAACACGUCCACUUUCACCUGGAAAGAUCUCAAGUAUACAGUCAAAGUACCAUCUGGCUCCAGAGUAUUACUCGAUCAUAUUUACGGAUGGGUCGAGCCGGGUACGCUCACGGCGCUGAUGGGCUCUUCCGGUGCAGGGAAAACAACGUUGCUUGAUGUUCUUGCGCAGCGGAAAACUGAAGGCACUAUCCAAGGCUCAAUCUUAGUAGACGGCCAUCCUCUUCCGGUGUCCUUUCAGCGUUCUGCAGCCUAUACAGAGCAGCUCGAUGUUCAUGAACCCUACGCCACGGUCCGAGAAGCCCUGGAAUUCUCAGCCCUCCUACGCCAAUCCCGCGACACACCCGAGGCCGACAAGCUCCGGUAUGUCGAUGUCAUUAUUGAUCUCCUUGAGUUGCAUGAUAUCGCAGACUCCUUGAUUGGAAAGGUUGGGACAGGGCAUGGGCUUAGCGUUGAGCAACGGAAACGUCUCACCAUUGGAGUGGAAUUGGUCUCGAAGCCUAAGAUACUGAUCUUUUUGGAUGAGCCUACCUCCGGCCUAGAUGGCCAAUCAGCAUUCAAUACCGUCCGAUUCUUGAGAAAGCUCGCGGAUGCCGGACAGGCCGUUUUAGUGACCAUCCAUCAGCCGUCUGCACAGCUUUUCUCUCAGUUUGACCGCCUUCUGUUGCUCAAGUCGGGCGGGAAGAUGGUAUAUUUCGGCGAUAUCGGACAGAAUUGCCAGACAAUCAAGGAGUAUUUUGGCCGUUAUGGAGUACCAUGUCCUGUGUCUUCGAACCCUGCGGAACAUAUGAUUGACGUGGUCUCUGGCCGUGUCUCCGACUUGGAUUGGCAUCAGAUAUGGCUUGAUUCACCCGAACACAGACUUGCAACCAACCAACUCGCGACGAUCCUGCGCCAGUCGGCAUCGAAGGGCCCCAUACAGGAUGAUGGUUUCGAAUACGCAAUGCCGCUACUCUACCAAACAAAGGUCGUUCUGCAUCGGAUGAACCUUGCUCUAUUCCGCAAUACCGGGUACAUCAACAACAAAAUGGCGCUCCACAUUGGCCUAGGUCUUUUCAACGGCUUCAGCUACUGGAAGAUCGGUGAGACUGUUGGUGAUUUACAGCUCAAACUCUUUACCGUGUUUGUCUGGAUGUUCGUCGCCCCCGGUGUGAUCAAUCAGCUCCAGCCAUUAUUCAUUGAGAGGCGCGAUCUGUAUGAUGCUCGCGAAAAGAAAGCCCGCAUUUAUUCAUGGAAGGCAUUUGUCACGGCCUUGAUUCUUUCCGAGGUGCCUUAUCUUUGUAUCUGCGCUGUUUUAUACUUUGCAUGCUGGUACUAUACAGUGGGUAGCCCGAUAGAGUCCAGCAAGGCGGGCGCCGCAUUUUUCGUGGUAUUUAUAUACGAGUUUCUCUAUACUUCCAUCGGGCAAUUUAUUGCAGCCUACGCGCCGAAUGCCGUAUUUGCUGCUCUCGCCAACCCGCUCCUCGUUGGAUUUCUGGUUUCUUUCUGUGGCAUCUUGGUUCCUUACGGACAGAUUGUCGCGUUUUGGAGAUACUGGGUCUACUGGCUCAAUCCUACUACGUAUUUGGUUGGGAGUAUGCUUACAUUCACGAUUUUCGACGCAGAUGUUAGCUGUGCCGACAGCGAACUUGCUAUCUUUGAACCACCUAGCAACAUGACGUGUGGUGAUUACUUGGCUGAGUACCUUGAGAAUUCUGGGGCAAAUCUGUUGAAUCCAGAUGCUGUCUUGCAGUGUGAGGUCUGUCCGUAUACCAAGGGCAGUGAUUACUUGGAAACAAUCAACAUCAAUGGAUGGUACUACGGAUGGAGAGAUGCCGCCAUUACUAUCAUUUUUAUUAUCAGUUCCUACGCGCUUGUUUACUGCUUCAUGGCCCUGAAGACGAAGUCUUCUAAGAAGGCGGAGUGA